Messenger RNA from Ascoidea rubescens DSM 1968, 3985 nucleotides. It is a transcript of the gene RRP12, whose product is annotated as mRNA-binding protein RRP12. Bases 71 to 3847 code for a protein of 1258 amino acids. The transcript has a single exon. NCBI's taxonomy places the organism in Eukaryota, Fungi, Ascomycota, Saccharomycetes, Ascoideales, Ascoideaceae. The record is from RefSeq and is a predicted model, not a curated record.
AUUUUCUGGAAACAGAUCAUAAAUAUACCAGCAAUCUCAAUCCCAAGCGAUCCAUGCCACUAUGAUCUCUAUGGCUCUGGAAAUCGAAAAUGACAAACUAGAAAACGAGCUUGAUUUGCAAAUUAAAUUGGACAGAAUACGAGCAAAUCAAUCCUCCUCCCAGGAAAAUCAAAGAAAGCUAGCUUUGAUUUUAUCAGUCGUUGAAGACAACAUUGAUGAACAGAAAAACUCAAGGAACCCUGUCGCUUACUUUGUUAGUUUCUUAGCUCUACUAUUGCAGGCCUUCAAAGAUGACCAAGUAAUUGAUCAGGAUUUGGCCAUUGCUUCCAGUUAUUUUUUGGAUUUGAUACUACCUUUCACACCAAAAAAUUUACUAAAACUCAAAUUCAAUGAUAUAUUCCAAAAGCUAAUCCACGUUUUAAUUAACUCUGGAAAUGAAGCUCCUAUUUUGAAAUCCUCAAUCGGUUGCUUAGAGACUUUAAUCUUAGCUCAGGAUUUAAAUUCUUGGAAAACCAAUUCCUCUGUUAAAAAGAGUUUGUUGGCUCUAUUAAAUCUCGGUUUAGACGAUAGACCAAAAGUCAGAAGAAGAGCCUCUGAUGCUGUCCAUAAGAUUUUAUCAAAUCCUCAUCCAAAGAACUUCACUGAAAACUUGUUGACUCAAGUAGACCCUCCAAAAGCACAUUAUGCCUCUUUAACAGCCACCAAUUUUAUACUCGAUGAAUUUCAAAACUACAAAGAUCUUAAAGCUUCCAUUACGAAUAACAAUAAACAAAAUAUUAAUAAUGGCAACAGCACUACAACCAAUAACGCCACUGAAUUGAUCCAUUUACUUCAAUUGACUUCAUCAAUUACAACUGCAAAUGCCUGGUCGGUUUCAAAAACUCAACCUUUAUGUAACAUUUUAUUAGAAAUUGCAAGGAAUUCAGAUAAAUAUCUAGUUUCCACUUCUUUAAAUGUUCUCACCACCUUAUUUCAAAUUCAAUCUUCUAAAAAUGAUUCACAAUUUCUUGAAAAUAUUUUAAAAAUUAUAAUUGAUUUAAAACCUUCACUAAACGAUACUCAUUUAACUGGUGCUUGGGUCAAGGUUUUGGUCGAUGGUAUAUCCACUUAUUCAAAACUGUCUGAUCCAUUAAAUUUAAUUAAAUUAAUUGCAAACUUUAUUAAAAUCUUGUCAAAUUACUUAAAUUCUCAAUUGCCUGCCAUCUAUAUAAGCGCUUCAAAUGGUAUCAUUGCAAUCCUCUCAAAUUGUUUAACCGAAGAUUUGCUAUUACUACCAAGUAAAAACGAUUUAGACUCAAUUCAAAUUUAUGAACAAGUUGACGAUUUUAUAUCAUAUUUAUCCGAUUUAUUAAAUAACUUGUUAUCCGUUAAAUAUAACCAUUGUACCAAAGAAGUUUUACAAAUUUUUCAAGCACUAUUAUCAGGCUUUAAAUUUAGAUCUAACCCAGAUUUUUUAAACCCUUUAAAAAUUGUCGGUGAUUGGAGAACAAAAGAACAAUCAAAUUUCGAUUACAAUACAGAAACUGAAAACGUAAUUGCAACUGCUAUUUAUGAAUUGGGUCCUGAUGUUGUCUUAUCAAUCUUGCCUUUAAAUUUAACAAAUUCCUCACCCGAUAAACCAGGCAGAGCUUGGUUACUACCUUUAUUAAGAGAUAACGUUUUCAAUUCAAAGUUAAAUUAUUAUAUUAAAGAAAUUUUGCCUAUGACUGAAUUUUUCAAAAAUAAAAUUUCAACCAUGAAUAAAUCUUCUUUAAAUAUUAAAGUUUUUGAAACUAUUAUAGAUCAAAUUUGGUCUUUAUUACCAAAAUUUUGUGAUUUACCCACUGAUUUAAAAGAAAGCUUUACAAAAGACAUUGCUCAACAUUUAUCCUCAUUACUAUACUCAAACCCUGAAUUAAGAUUAACCAUUUGUAAUGCAUUGAAGUUAUUACUUAAUAGUAAUUUAAACUACUCCAAAACUGAAAUUAGUAGUAAAUCAUUAAUUCAACAACAUUUUCCAGUUUCAAAUGCAAAAGAAAAUAUUCAAUUUUUAUCUAUAAUGGCCAAUAAUUUUCUAUCCGUUUUAUUCAAUGUUUAUACUCAGACUGCUUCUCAAAGUAGAAGUUAUGUCAUUGAAACUAUAGAUUUGUUUUUACAAAUUAUAUCGACUGAUGAAUUAGCAAGUAUAUUUGAUAAUACUUGUAAUUUAUUGCAAAACGCAUUAAAUGAAGAAACUAAAUUAUUAGAGAAUCAACAAAAACUUUCAAGUAAUAAUGAAACAUCAAGAACCAGUGUUAGUCUAUUAGAUCUCGUUGUUUCAAUGGUCAAAUAUGUGCCAGAAUCUGCUUAUAACCCAUUAUUUACAAUUUUUGUCAAUACAAUAAACUUUAAUGAUUCAUUAAUUCAAAAAAGAGCAUAUAGAAUUAUCACAAAGUUAAGUGAAAGUGAAACUGGUAAAUUAGCUCUUUUGCAUUAUAUCAGUGAUAUUGAAAGGGUUCUAAUUGAAUCUAUUGAUUCAGUUAUAAUUUCAGCCAAACCUUCCAGAUUAGCUGCAAUUAAUGUUGUAUUAGAUUUAUUACCUAAAAAAGAUUUGUUUUUCAUUCCAUCAAUCGUAUCAGAUACAAUUUUAUCGACAAAGGAUGUUAAUGAAAAAUCAAGGGAAUUAUCAUACUCAAUUUUAAUUAAAAUGGGUAAAAAGAUGUCUGAAGGUGGAACUGUCCAAAAUUCCAAAGUUCCAGGAUUUUCACAAGAUCAACCAGAUGUUGAAGCAUCAUUGGAACUAUUUUUUAACAUAGUAUCUGCUGGUUUAGCAGCAAAUUCGCAACAUAUGAUAAGUGCGACAAUAACAAGUAUCUCAUGUUUAGUUUAUGAAUUUCAAGAUAAUAUACCUCAACAUUUAUUAGUUGAAUUGGCACAAACUAUUGAAUUGUUUUUGACAUCAAAAAGUAAAGAGAUUAUUAAGAGUGCUAUUGGAUUUGUUAAAAUAGAAGUGGUUUCAUUACCAAAAGAAAUUAUUGAGAAUAAUUUAGAAGAGUUAUUGAAAAACUUGAUGCAGUGGUCUCAUCAGCAUGCAGGACAUAUUAAAUCCAAAGUCAAACACAUUGUUGAAAGAUUAAUAAGAAAAUUUGGUUAUGAAGUAAUUGAAGCUAAUAUUCCAGAAGAAGAUAAAAAAUUAAUAGUUAAUAUUAAAAAAAGUAGAGCCAGGGCUAAAAGAAAACAACAGAAUAUCAAAGAAAAUGGAGAAGUUAAUGCAGAAAGUAAUAAUAAUGGAAAUAACAACAAUAGAAAAGGCGAGUUAAUGUCAGGAUAUGAAAAAGCGAUAUAUGAUUCCGAAGAUUCUGACGAAUAUAUGUCAGAUGAUGAAGAUGAAGAUGAAGAAGAAGAAAUUAGUAGAAAAAGUAGAAAAAGUAAAAAAAAUAGAAAUCAGCAAUAUAUCUUUGAAUCCAAAGACGAGCCUCUUAAUUUAUUGGAUAAACAGACAUUAUCCCAUAUCUCGUCUACUAAACCAAAAUUCAAUCAGAAUUCAAAUAAUAGUAAGAGAACACCAAAGGACAAAUUCAAAACCAAGGAAGGUAAAUUAUUGAUCAAUGAAGACGGUGAGGACGAUGAUCCUUUCAAAGAUAAAGAGCAAACAUUGCCCAAUGGAAUCGACGCUUAUGUUGAUGCCAUAAAGUCCGGUCCUGUGAGAGGUCAAAGAAACAGAUUCAAGUACAAGAAGGAAAACAGAAAGAGCAAUGAUCUUGGAGAUGAAGAUAUGGAUGCCAGUGUGGAAAAAAAGACAAAGGUGAACAACAAAAGAUUUGUGGGCAAAGGCAAAAUCAGUAAGGGUCCCAGACAGCAGAAAUUCAAGUCGCGCAGAAGACUAUAAGAAGGCUCUAAUUUUAUACACUUUAUACACUCUUGUAGCCAAUAGAAAUGGUUGAAACACGUAAAAUUGUUGAGGUUAUACCUCUUUGUGACCUGUCUGCCGAAUCUGGAACACGCGCCAUCAGACUGGUCACAAAAC